UGUUUGCAUAUUACGUCAUCGUAUCCUGCUUUCCAUCUGAUCGAUCGCAACUUAUUGAGUCCUCUCGUGCCUCGACGAUCAUUCCACGGUCCACUUUCCCCCCCUUUCCCCGCUGCAGAGCUUGCCUUUCUCAAUGUACAAUUCAUGAUCAUCUACUCUUGCUCCUGGUAGUUAAUCCACCCAAUGCCAUGAGCACCCCGGACCAGCCCAACGGGUCGGCGCCCACAGAUAGCUCUGCUGCCUUGCAAGAUGGGCACUAUCAGGGCUUGCAAGAAGGAUCCCAUACGGAGCAAAAGCUGCGUCAUGCCUCCGCCCAUCACCUAUACAUGACCAGUAGGCGCUUCUUCAUCGGGCCGAUUCCGGAGGGUUGGAUUAAUGGGCACCGAAAGUCAUGGUAUCGCUCACGACUACGAUUCAAGAAUUACACAUCGCAGACGCUCUCGUUUUCUGUUGACCCCGUGGCCUCUCAUUACACCCAACAUGAAUUCGACAAUGCGGAGAACUCUGCGCGUGAUUUGGACGAGGAGGUCGCCAUCACUUUGAGUAAUACGAAUGAUGAAUUUGUUCCAGGAGACGAAAGCGCGGCAGAUACGCAGGAAGCUGCCGAUGAACCAAGAGGGGAGCUACGUACCCUCUCCCAUUCCAUAGAAGAGACGGAGGCUAUUGAGCCGCUGUCUGAAGAUGAGAUAUCUUCUGAAGAGGACUCUGAUGCAACACCUCGAGCAAGUGCGUAUACGGCAGCCGAAAGAACCGACGAUAUAUAUGACAAUGGAGAGGCUUCUUCCUCAUUCGUGACAGCGAGGGAGGACCUGACAAGCUCUGUGGAUACCGUCCGGACGUCGUCAACUAUUCAGCCCAGGAGACCGACACCAAACCAGCGAUCCGUAUCACAACGAUCACAGCAUCUGACCAUUGCCGAGGACAGUAAUGCGAGUCCACUAGUCUCAAGUACAUCUGCAGUUGCAAGUGAAACUGGUUCCACCACGCCAUUGCUAAAAUCCAGACCCAAAAAUACCGAAAGGAUGAGGAGCAAAGCUUCAGGCAUGUCCCGAUUUACACUUGACCGACAGGAGCCACAAAACGAAGAUGACUCUGAGCCAGAAGAUUCAGGACGCAAUGGGCCAAUACAGCGAAAGAUCACCCAGAAGAUGGCAAAGUUUAACCUAGAUGACAAUGUCAUGCAUAAGCAACAGAGACUGCGCUCUCGAAUUGCCAGAACUCAGGGCACAAUUUCUGCAAAUCGUCCACGUCGGCGCCAAGUCCAAGAUGGUGAAAUCAUUAAAGCGGAGAGAAUGCUGGUUUCCGUCGAAGAGACCCUACAAGAUACGCUGCCAGAGGAUUAUACGGAGAACGACUCCCUGAAGAUGGAAACACGAACCGUGGACAAAUGGCGAGAAUAUCUAGUUGUCUGCCGGAAAGGUUCAACCACAGAUACCCCGUUUGCAUUGCAAAUGUACCGAACCCGUGUGAUUCCAGAUGCCCAAAGCGCGCAGAACAAAUCGAAACCCUACUAUGAAGUACGGCUUCACCACAAGAACACCAAGGUCAACCUCUAUUCCGCUCUUGACAAAACAAUUGUGAUUUGGCAUCCAUGCAGGCGCGGUACCAAAAUCUACAUCAUCCGUCCCAAAUCGACAGCCCACGCCGCGGAGUGGUAUACUCUCAUUAGGCAGGUGCUUGGCUGGCGGCGUCCAAGCAAGCUUCCCAUCAACGUCCCCGAUCUCGGUAUCUCGCUGGUGUUCAAAAACCCUUUCGAUCAUCUAGAGGCGCAGCUUGGCAUGAAUAGUAAUGAUAACCGGCACACGACCAUCUUGAAGCGGGCCGCAGCACAAGACAAAUAUGUAGCUUCAGCUAUUAUCAAGGGCUGUAUGGAGAUGCUCGAGGGUCGCCCCGAGUGGUCCGAAGUCCUCAAGGCUUGGUCAAAAACGGAGAAGAUGGGUCUCGCUUGGAAGCGAUAUGAUCGCCUUGAAUGGAUAUUUGGUGCGAACGAAGAGAACAUGUACGGCACAAUGGCGAUGCAGACGACGCACGAGCUUGAGCUUCGGCCGCGAUAUCAUUACCCCACGACCACCAAAAGCGCAGGCGCCAAAGAAGUGGAGCCUCCACCAGUCGAGGGUUUCUUGAUUCGACUUACCUCACAGAAGGGGCUGCACCAACGUAUGAACAAGAUGUUCUUCAAACGACUGUAUUUCUAUUCGCAGGAUCACUUCCUACUAUUUUGUCGACCGGCAAAAGCAUAUCCACCCACGCCUCCAAGAUUAGCUCCGAUGGAGGAGUCGAGUAUUCCAUCUGCUCGCCAGAUAAUGGACGAGAUGCCAAUCUCUUGGGACAUCGAGCCAUAUCCUGUACAGGAUGGUGAGAUUACAUGGCUGACCAAUGGAAACCGCGAAUUUGUCCAACGGCAUGACGAAGAGGCAUAUGCCCAACUACAGAGAAACGUGCACAACAUCGGACAGGCCGAUGGGUACAUUGACCUUUGUCAAGUGCGCGAGGUCCGUAAUAUGCAGCCCGGAAGUAGCCCCGCGGACGCGAACAUUUCAGAAGGACCUGCUGUGGACUUUCACACCGAACCAGAGGAUACCCGCCGAGACGAUGGUACAACCAAGGAGUUUGAACAUGAUCGGACAUUUGAACUAGCGCUUGAGAAUGAUCUCGUUAUUCGCCUCCAAGCAUAUGAUGCUGCUACGAGAGACGAAUGGGUCAAGCGAUUGGAUGCAUUGGUCAAAUACUGGAGGACACGCUGCUUCGAUGAUGCUGCCGAACUCCAAGCCAUGCGAUUGCGGAACUUGAAGCUCUUGGAAAUUGACGAAGAAAUGGAAUCGAUUAUGGGCCAGUUUGCACAGAAGUGGGAGGUCAAGAAGGCCGAGGCUUCUCCACAUUUACACAAUAUGUGUGCGUUGUCUGGCUGUCGACCGAUCAAGAUGUCUGGUCAACUCUAUCGCAAACCCCGUCGCCACUCCACCUUCACCAAAUGCCAUGUGAUUCUCACGUCAGGCAAACUCGUCAUCUUCCGGAGCACGCUUCGCCAGCGCAAUGGUGCUGAAAUCCCCCACAUUCACCAAGAUCACGAUGCUACCAUCGACCUCAGCGACUGCUACAUCUACUCCGGUCUAGCUACCGAGGCUGAUCUGCUAUAUGCCAACCAGACAUUCGACAGCAAUAAUCCAGGCUUGCGUGCCCUCCCACGAGUCUAUCUUGCGUCAGAUACAUUCACUAGCCGUGAUGAAGAUUCGGCUAUCACCUUUGUGAUUUGGCAACCUCUGCGAAAAAGCUACUUCCGCGCGGAAGAGAGAGGUGCAGAAGGUAAAGCCACUCGAACUUUGCGACAUGUGUCGGCCCUUGGCAAACAUGGUCGUACGAUCGUUUUCAAGGCUCGUAGCCGGGUCGAGAAAGACCGCUGGGUGCUGAGCAUCUCAUCAGAAAUUGACCGUUUGCAACAAGAAAAGCAGGAGGAUAUCCGCAUUGUGUCUUUAUAAUACCCAUUGUCUUUUUUUGCCUCGUCCCGCAUCUUCUUCCUUGCUUCCCCCCGAGCACGCACACGCAUCUAGCAUUUCGGGAGCUGGUUGGUUUCUGUUUGAGCAUAAUUCAUUCUUUCUUCUAUACAUAGUACACGCAACGGAUGAAUAUUAAUAGUACAGUGAUAUCUCAGAAGAGAACUCUAUAUAUACAAUGUAGACAGCGUCCUGAUGCCAUCCCACAUGGAAAUGCUCACCCCAGACUCGCACUCACUCAUGCCCUCAUGGUUACGAGUUUCAAUAAUCUGGUGGCCUCUCCAACUUGACAGCUUCCUUUACUACGCGGUCGCGAACAUCCUGCCGAUAAUUAGGUCCCAACGGACUAUCCGAACCAGCCUCAUUUGAGUGGCCAGACUCCCACUGUGUCCAAUCCAACCAGCGCAUACGUGGAGACAGCACACCAAUGACUCGACCGGUAAUCAGACUUAUACUGACGGGGCCAUAUGUAUUGCUGUCGAGGGUCCUGCCCGCAUCCGCAUCGCCUUCCAACCAGACAUGAUUCCACGGUAUGAUCUGAGUAGCUUUCAAGCACGGUUCACGAGUGGUAAUGCGAUCACCGGGGAGACCAACGACACGUUUGAUAGCAAUAUGGGAGGAGUUGGCAGGUGACCUAAACAAAGACCGAGGUAUAACGUUAGUUUUCGAGGUGCAACUUCAACGCGACCGUGGCUGGAUAGUCAUGCGAGCAAUCCGUCAAAGGCACCAAAAGGCUAUAUCCAUACCGGAAUGUGACAAUCAUCCCCCUCUCUAACCUCUUAUCGUUCUUCCACGGUAGUAUCCGAUGCAGCGACCACAUGUUGACCAAUACCAUAUCGCUCUUCGUUUGCAUCUGGUCGUAGUCCUCGUUGAGAUACGGCGUCAUCGACGGGCCCUUGACCCACAUUAUUUGCGCGACAUGCUCCGAGAAGAAAAGACAGAUAGGAAUGACUGGAACUAAAAAGCGAGCGCCACGGCCCAUAAGUCGAAUUGGCCGCGGGAGAGCUGCACAGCGCUGUGUGUAGCGUUGCCGGAGGUUGGAGAAGAAGGUGUGGAGCGGCCUUUUGCGGGUUAGGCUGGGUCUUCCUGGUUCUGGAAUUGGUGAUGGCUCUGGUUGAGGGAGAGAAGUAGGCGCUGAUGCUGUUUUAGGAGGAAGGCGCCCUGUUUGAGCGAGGACUUUUGCAUCUUUGGGGUUGAGGGCGCGCAUCGUUGAGCUUUGGGGUUUGCGGUCGGGUGGUGGCAUGUUUGCGGGGGGAUGUAUGGGCCGGAGGUGCGCGUAGGGGAGGACAAUGGCGGUUGGAAUUUGAGCAACUGCAGCUAGGAACGCAUGUCGGUUGUUGGUGGCCUAUGUGCGAGUAGAU
Penicillium brasilianum is the source of this 4852-nucleotide messenger RNA. Lineage: Eukaryota; Fungi; Ascomycota; Eurotiomycetes; Eurotiales; Aspergillaceae. The record is from the annotation of a GenBank genome assembly.